AUGCGAUGCGCGAGCAAGGCCGCCGAGAGCGCGUCCGCACGUCUCUGUGCGGACGCCGAAGCAGAAACCACAGCAACUGAUGUCUCAUCGGUUGCUGAAGCGACUCAGCCUGUGUCACUUGGUGAUGCAGGCGCUGGUCUUGAGGACACUCAUGUCUUCACAGAGUAUGAGCUCGGUGUCUCGUACUCUCCUGAUACGGAAGACGGAUCCGUAUUGACGGCGAUUGAAUCCAAGCCGCCUGCCAAGCGUGGCAUGGAUGAUGCUACGCGUCGUAGCAUCUUUGGUUCAUCUGAUGAACCAGAUGAACCAUCGCCGAAGCGUAGGCGCUCGAGGUCGCAAGACUCGGGCGCUCACAGUGGUGUCGGUUCUCCUAUUGACACCACUUCGCUACGAGGUGCCAGUACUUCUGUCGACACGUCGCAAGAAGAGCGGGACCACAGUGUGUUGCGUCUCGCUUCCGAGAAGAAGGCAUGGACGCCUCCAAAAUCAGUCAUGGAUCACUUGUCGGCGACGACGAGUGAUCGUUAUCGAACACGAUUGUUCGAUUCGUCAAGGAUCCAUCACCUUGACCCCAGCGCGAAAAACUAUCGCGCUGAACAUGAAUUCUUCAUCGAUGCUUUCUUUAGACAUCGAUGGUACAGUAGGAAUCACAAGCGUGAUGGUCCCUCACUGCUUCAGGCGUGGAACGCCUACAUCCAUAACCUUGAGGAUGUAGGUCGUGACGCUUGGAACGACAAACUUAUCAAAGCUCGUGAUAAGUUUGAGAAAAGAACCCCGACAGGUGCACGCUACAAGCUGCAUCGUCUGUCAAGGAAGAAGGGAUUACCCUGCCUCUCUUGGGGAGACUCGUGA
Peronospora matthiolae is the source of this 852-nucleotide messenger RNA. NCBI's taxonomy places the organism in Eukaryota, Oomycota, Peronosporomycetes, Peronosporales, Peronosporaceae. The record is from the annotation of a GenBank genome assembly.